Molecule: messenger RNA, 1783 nt
Organism: Eleginops maclovinus (Patagonian blennie)
Lineage: Eukaryota; Metazoa; Chordata; Actinopteri; Perciformes; Eleginopidae
Product: programmed cell death 1 ligand 1-like
Exons: 10
Coding region: 93-1601 (502 amino acids)
Biological process (GO): cell surface receptor signaling pathway; negative regulation of T cell proliferation; T cell costimulation
Cellular component (GO): external side of plasma membrane
Source: RefSeq, a predicted model, not a curated record
AGCAGCAGCAUCAGUGCAGACACGGAUCAGCGUAAAGGCAGAAGGGAGCGCUUAGGAUACCACCAGCAUUAUCAGACAUCCUGCAGGACUCAAUGGAUUGGGCCGUUAUUUUGGUUCUGCAUGUCAUGUUUCAACCUUCCCUCUCAGUGUUGUUCACUGUUGAGGCAGAGCGAACCAUGUACGAGUCAAAGUUUGGAGAAGAUGUUGUGAUGGGCUGCAGGUUUCAGCCUAAACUAUCAAACCAUCAGGCUGCCCUGCAGGUGAUGUGGCAGUGGUUCACCUCCACCUUGAUUCGUGAAGUGUACCAUUUGGAUGACUGGAAACAGAACGUUGCAACCCAGGAUCCUGAUUACCUUGGACGGGUGGUGCUUCUCACUGAGGAGCUGCAUAAAGGCUGGGCCAAACUAAAGAUCUCCAGACUCAGGAUCAAUGACUCUGGGACAUACCAGUGUUUGGUGCAAACAGGAGAAGGAGCUGAUUAUAAAACAACAACUUUGUCCGUUGUUGCACCUUAUAAAUCAGUGACUAAACACAUUGAGAAGGCUGCAGGGGGGGAUGACAUGCUGCUUACUUGUCUGUCUGAGGGAUACCCGGAGUCUCCUGUUAUGUGGCAAAAUGGACAACAUCAGACACUCAGUUCGAAUACCACCUCCGUGACAACUCCAGAGCAACUUGUCCAAGUCACCAGUCGGAUACGUGUUAGAUCAUCGGCCAAAGACAGCUACAAGUGUAUCUUUACAAAAGAUGGCUCCUCCGCAACAUUUCAAAUUCCAGAUGAAAUACCUGUUCCUCAGAAGAGGAAUGACGCUCUCAUCGUCGUUCUGAGCAUAGGUGUGAUAAUAGUUGCCCUUAUCAUUGCAAUGCUCUUCUACCGACGACAAAAAGGUUUUAGAUUUCAUUGCACAAGGAACCUUUCGGUCGACGGUCAAGGCAAAUCUGAUUCUGUUGCUGCCUGUAUAGCAAAAAAUAAAGACAACGAGGAAGAGAUAACUAUUUUUAAUGAAGGGUGCAUGGAGGAAAAUCUGGGGGCAUUUCUGAAAAACCAUUAUUCCAACUUCUCGCUCAGCACCGAGAUGACACACCACUGCGAAGCUUUCGCGGUGGAGGAGCUGCCUCACAGGCUGCAAAACAAUGAGGGCAAGUCUGUGAGUCUUCAAGCUUUACUACCAAAAGCUGGAGAAGUAGUUUUCCUCGAGGGAUCCCCAGGAAGCGGGAAGACAACUGUAGCCCACAUCCUGGUUUCUUCUUGGACUGAGGGUCCGACACAUGCCCUCUCUAAACGUGUCAAUCUCAGCACUGUUCGAUUUCUUUUUACAAUUGACUGCAACAGAGUGAAGGGCGACUUCUUUCAGGAAAUAAAGAUGCAACUUUCUCUCUUGGAAAAGACAGAGGAUGAGUUGAGGACUUUGUUAACCAGUGAGGCUCUGCUGGUGUUGGAUGGGUACCGAGAAGGGAACCAUUUUUUUGACGAGUCCUUGAGGAAGUUUGUAAUGGAAAGAGAAGGAUGCAGGGUGCUGGUCAUGUCCUGCCCAAGACACUGUCCAAUACUCAAUGACACAGUUGUGACAGGACGUACACUGCAGAUCCAAAACAAAGUAUGACCUUCUAGGGCACAGACGUUUGAGCGAAGACACAGACAUAAUGUACUUUUUGUAUAAAUAUUUGUAUAAUGUUACUAGUUUUAUGAAUGCAUGGUUGGAUUUUUUACAAGCCCUGAUAUGCUGCAAAAAAUGUUGAAUUCAAUUUAUGUAGGGAUACGCAAUAAAUGCUUUUGCAUUAUCAA